Meira miltonrushii is the source of this 2694-nucleotide messenger RNA. RefSeq lists its product as uncharacterized. The record is from RefSeq and is a predicted model, not a curated record. The coding region runs from base 284 to 2563 and encodes 759 amino acids. NCBI's taxonomy places the organism in Eukaryota, Fungi, Basidiomycota, Exobasidiomycetes, Exobasidiales, Brachybasidiaceae. The transcript has a single exon.
CUCGCUUCUCUUUGUCAUUAAUCAAAUGUCCAUACUCGGAGCUUUUUCACUUAGCUUGCCUAAACACAUAUAACUUGGACCUUUUCCAUUUCAUUUCUUUCUUCCUUUCCUCCACCAUCACGCAUAAUUAUUUGAUACCAACCGGAUACCUACUCUUUCUUUCUCUUUUUGAACGAGUACACGAUACCAUCGAUUGGAUCGUAAUUAUUAAACACACUUCCUACAUUUAUACACUUUUCUUAUUUUAUUAAUCACCACCACCACCACAUAAUCAAUCGUCAAAAUGUCAAAAGUCGCUGAUUCCGUUCAACAGAUCUCCGACAAUCCAUCAAAAAAUGCAGUCACAAUGCCUCAAGAUGGAAAGUUCAAAGAAGAAGAUAUUAAUCGAAAAAUCUCCUUCUAUGGUGUAAUUCAAGCAUUCAGAGAAGGUCGUUUGCCAGACAACCAACAAAUCUUUGAUGCUUUGACUUAUGCAGAACGUAAUAGCCCCGUUGAUACUUCAAAGUUGUCAAAAGACGGUCAAGUCUUGAUCGAAGAUAUUCGUGCAAUCAUUGCUUCCAUGCGCAAGAUUGUCGCUGAAAAGAACUCAAACCAAGAAAUUCAAGAAUUCAUCCAUGCAACCGUCAAGGCUGAUUACAAGGGUGCUACUGGAAUGACCGCACCCGUCACACAAGGCGAAGCCAAGAAAGAUGCCGAAACUGCUGGUGAAGCUUUCAGAACUUUGUUCAAACUCUUCUUGCGCAACGGUGAAGCACGUAAAUUGUUCAACGAUUUGGGCUUGAUCGGUCGUGAUAUCUUUGCAGAUGCUGCUCAAUACAGCGCCGGCAAGAUUCGUCCUGACGAAGAAAAGCUGGCUUCCGUCGAUCACCCAGCUCCAGAGAACGAGUUCCAUGACGAUAUUCCACAAGGUCUCAAGACAAAGAGCAAAGAAGAGAAGGAAGCCGCUAAGCUCGAAUUGGAAGCAGACAAGAAGCGUGCUGCCGCAAACGGUGACCCAAAUCCUGAAUUGACCGCACAAGCCAAUCGCAUUCCUGAAGAACACAAGGAAGUCAUUCGCGAACACAAGGAUAAGACAGUCAACUACUUCAAGGAGAACUUCCCUGAAGAACGCCGCGAUCAAUUCAUCUACCGUUUGAAGAAGAUCUUGGUCGAAUGCCAACGUCACCCUGAUUAUCGUGAUGCAAUUGAAUUCUUCUUGUCAGCCGCUGAGAACUACAAAGGUGUUGCCAAUGAUAUUCACACCCAAGUCGAAAACAACGCAAAGAGCGUUGCCAACGAAAGCAACAUCUCUCACGCUCAACGCUCUUUCCGUAAGGUUUUGGAACGUUUUGCCAACGGUCGCCCAACUCAACCAAUGUUGGAUGCUUUGGAUGUCUUGUACAACGAUUGUGCCAAGGACCCUGAAUUGAAGCAAUACUUCAAGUCAAUUGACCAAUUCGUUCGCCGUUGCGUUCAAGAACCCGGAUUCGUCAUGAAGGAUGAAGCAAACAACCAAGCCAAACAAUUGCGAACAACCGGUAAGAAGUUCUUCACCGGAAUCAACAAGGAUGACAAAGGUAAAUACGAAGACCACUUCAAGCACUUCUUCAAAGAAGUUGAAAUCUUCUUCUCAGCAAUGGGUGAUGACCCAACAAACAUUGAAUUUGGUGAAAAAUGGCACAAAUUGGGACGUGAUGUCUUCUUCAACGCUGAAGGUAAGGCAACCUUCAAGCCUCACUUGUGGGACGAUAUCCGUGACCCAAUCUUGCCACAAUUGCUCAAGCAUGUUGGAUUUGUACCAAUCCCACGUAUCGAAUUCAGUGACCCAAUGGUUGACCUUGUCAUUGAAAAUUUGAACAUCGAUCCUGCCAACAUUAUCCCUAACUUGAUCGAAAUUGAAGCUCAUCACUUCCACCGUAUGUCUGCAUUCAAGAAGAUCACUGAUAACCACAAGGGAUCCGUCAAGAUCUUGUUGUCUCAAAUUCAAACCGAUUUGCGUGACGUUGCAUGGUCCAUCAACAAGAAGAAGGGUUUCCCCUCUUUGAAGGAUUCCGGUGUUGCAGAUGUCUUUUUGGGCGGUCAAGGUUUGACUGUUAGCGUUACCCUUGAAACCCGUACAGGAACUCGCGAUGUCUUCCAAGUUAAACAAGUCAAAGCAAAGAUUCACAAGAUCGAUUUCGCAAUUCGUAAGUCUAAGCAUGACGUUUUGGUUAAGAUCAUGCGUCCUUUGGCAGCCAGCUUGAUCAAGAAGCAAUUGUGCAAGGUGACCGAAAACGGUAUCCGUGACGGAUUGGAGAAGGUUAACGAUCACCUCGUUGCCGCCAAAGAAGCUGAAGAAGGCAAGAAGAUGGACACACUCAAGAACCGAUUCGGUAAAUCAGACAACGGUUCCCAAAAACCAUCUCAAGGUACAUUCAAAUUGGCCACUUCUAAGCGUGACUCAAUCUUGCCAAAGAUGGGCUCUCCUGAUGGAUGGAUCCAUAGAUUGGACGAAACCGAAAAGAAGGCACUCGAUGAUGGAGGUGCAGCAAAGCCCAACUGGUACUCUGGAGCUUUCUCAAUCGUUCCCUCUCAAAAGGUUUAAGGAAAAAAAAUUUCAUUCCUUUUCCCCCCUGAUUCCAUGAUUACUUUGAACUUGUUCCGUUACUCUUCUACAUACUGCUUGCUUUUUAUCCCUGUGUGAAAUUUAUACCCUCGCGCUCGGAAAUCAUGCUA